AUGGCCAAGGUCGCGCUCGAUGCGUCGGUGCAGCACCAAGCGGCACGCAGCCAGCGGUGGAUGCUGAAGCUGUCAUCAGCCAUAAGGCUUGUCAAGGAUCCCGCCGCCUGCGACGUGCUCGUGGUGGGCGCCGCCUGCUCCCGCCUGCCCCUCGCCGCGGCAAACGCCAUCGGCAACGCCGCGGCCGCCUCCUCAUCCGGCCCCAAUGCUGCCGGCCCGGAAGCCCCACGCAACCCCGCCGCCAACGGCUCCAAGAGGCAAUCGAAAACCAGCAAACCAAGUUCAGCCAGGACCGUGGCUGCGGCAGGCGGGGUGGUCAAGGUUGUGGCCGAUGAUUGGAUCCAGGCGUGCGCGGACGCAGGGCGCCUGCUGCCGACCGACGAGUUCGAGGCCGCAGUGCGGCGGCGCGCGGCGGACGCCACGGCGGGCGCCGCUGCAGAGGCGGCGCGGGCGCGAGAGGGCGCGGAGGGUGGGCAGCUGGCUCAGUACAGGGCCUGGCUGGGGCACUGGGACGAGCGCCUGGCCGGGGCGCACGACCUUAAUGAGCUCAUGCUGAACGCCGACUUUAGCGACGAGCACGCGGCGGCGAACGGCAACCUGGAGCUGUCUGCCGUCUUGCGGGCCAUCGCGGGCUAUGAAAAGGCGGUGACAGACACCAAGGCAACGGGAGGGGAGGGCAGCAAGGCAGGCGCGGCCCCCAGGGACCUGGUGUACUCACGGGCCGCCGGCGCCGUCAAGGCCUGCGCCUGGCGGAUAGGGCCCGAUACCACAGAGGAGCAGCUCGUCAGGGGCAUCCCCUUCGUCAGCAAAAAGGUGGCUGCCGACAUCCGUGAGAUCCUGGACACCGGCUCCUGCAGCCGCCUCAACAACAUGAGGAACGACCUGCCAGUCGUGUCCAGCCGCCCCGAGAGCGCCGGGGCGCACACGCGGAAGCUGCUGGCGAAGCUGCCCGGCGUGGGCUUCAAGACCGCUGCAAAGCUGUAUGCGUGCGGCGUGAGGUCCUUUGAGCAGCUGGAGCGCCUGGCAGCCGACGCGGAUUGGAGGGCAGGGCCCGGGGCCGCGGCUGGGCUGCGGGCUGAGGCAUAUGGGACGCUCCGCUUCUGGCGCGAUCUGAUCGAGGAUGUCCCCGAGGAGGACAGGCAGGAGAUGCAACAGGCGGUGGAGGCGGCCGUCGAGGCCGCUACUGGGCUGGGCGGCUGGGUGCUGACGCCGGUGGGCGGCGCGGCGCGCGGCAAGGGCGGCGGCCACGACGCAGACUUCCUGCUGCACAGGGUGGGGCGCGAGGGGCAGCUGCUGACGCCGCAGGCAAAGGCGGCGGGCGCGGUGUCUGUGGUGCAGGCCCUGCACGACAGACUGGUUGUGCAGGACAAGAUCCUGCCAUGCGAUGGCGGGCAGCGGUGGUUUGGUCAGGUGGCAAGCGGCUCUUACUACGGCUGGCGCAGCAAGUUCAAGCCCAACAAGCAGGACGAGACUAACAACGCAAACGAGCGGCUGGACCACCUGUACUGCCUCUUCAAAACCGCUGAUGGGAAGAUGCGACGCAUGGACGUGGGCUGGGUCGGCUCCACCACCUGGCUGAGGAUGCUGCAGGUGCACGCCACCAACCGGGGGAUGAGGUGGAGCAAGAUCGGCCUCUUCAGGUGGGCGCCGGCCACCUCGCAGCAGCAGCAGCAGCAGCAGCAGCAGCAGCAGCAGCAGCAGCAGCAGCAGCAGCAGCAGCAGCAUAAUACGCAAGACGUGCCUGUUGGCGGCAGGGGCGGCGGCGAAAGUGAGCACGGUGGCGGCAAACGGCGGCGGACAGAUUACCCUGCAGAGCGACCGGUGAUGGGCCGACUGUCUGGCGGCGGCGACGGCGGCGACGCUUCAUCAAGCGACGAGGACGGUGGAGGUGACGGCGCCGGCGACUGCAUGUGCGGCGGCGAGGGCGGCGACGGGGGUGGGGCUGGUGGUGGAGGGGGACGGCGGCUAGAUGAGUUUGGGGAGCCAGUCUAUUGCGCCGGGGACGACCCCUUCGGCAUCGGCGGCAUGUGGCUGUUGGUCCCGGAUGAGUCGCCCCCCUCACGCGACAAGCUGGGGUGCGAGGACUGGUGGCCGGAGGGCUGGGGCCCGGGGCGGCGCGUGGAGCGGGAGCGCGACAUCUUCGAGCUGCUGGGGCUGCCCUUCCGCGAAUUCACACAGCGCAACAUAUGA
This is a messenger RNA of Monoraphidium neglectum, 2190 nucleotides long. RefSeq lists its product as hypothetical. The record is from RefSeq and is a predicted model, not a curated record. Gene Ontology annotation, molecular function: DNA-directed DNA polymerase activity; DNA binding. The transcript is spliced from 18 exons. Bases 1 to 2190 code for a protein of 729 amino acids. Gene Ontology annotation, cellular component: nucleus. Lineage: Eukaryota; Viridiplantae; Chlorophyta; Chlorophyceae; Sphaeropleales; Selenastraceae. Gene Ontology annotation, biological process: double-strand break repair via nonhomologous end joining.